UCGCGCCAUACGCCGGCGACGACGAAGACAAAGAAGCGCGUGAACUUGCGCUGGCUGAACGGGAUUCGCUACAGUUCAGAGCAAGCCUAGCGCCACGUCAGGGUCUGUUAAUCCUGCCAAGAAGGACAGCAGGGUGAAGCUACCGCUGACGACCAGCCAACCAGCCAACACAGCGAAGCUCGAAGCCAUGGACCGUGAGCAGGGCGACAUUGGGGAGUCCUUGAACUACAGGCCGAAGUCAUCUGGCGAUGCUUCAGCCACUUCACGCCCGCCAACACCAGUGGUGCGGAAGCGCAUGCCCUCGUCUGCCAAGGAGGAGGACCUUGACGUACGCCGCGCCAUUCUGUCCUGGUUCAGUGAGCAGCUCAACCGCGCACAGCCGUGGGAGCUUUUCGUGGACACUGCGAAAUAUUCCAUUCCCUGGUCGGUUCAGGAGGUUGUCAAACGGAUCCAAACGAACGUGGAUCGUUUCCGCAGCAACUACGGCAUCCUGUUCGUCGUCAUCCUGACGGGCUACGUCAUGUCUAGCCUGGAGCUGGUGGGGGCCAUCGCGAUGGUGGCUGCAGUGUGCGUUGCGCUCAAGCUUCACGAGGACGACGAGACUGCGGCCGUGUGGGGCACGAGGCUGGUGCUCAGCAAGAACCAGAGGCUGGCCGCGGCGGCGCUUGCGGCGUUGGUGCCCCUCUAUGCCGCAGACUUCUGGUCCGCUGUCAUGUGGUCCGCUGGGGCCAUCGUGGCGACUGGAAUGGUCCACGCCACUCUGUAUACCGGGCUUGACUCCUCCAAGAAGGUCGGCAACAAACUGCCGGACAUUCCCGAGGAAGGUGACAACAUGGGUAACAUCUGAGUGAAAUUCCUGUUCUUCAGUUCUUCAAGACAUUUUGUUUGUGACUUUUUUGUUUCACCAGUGUGUCAGUGAACGCGUUUUACUUGUUUUACUUGGCCAAGAGCACGAAAUAUGGCUUGAGAGGUUAAGAGUUACAUCUGUCUUUGAACGUGUUUGCGGCGAGAACUUCAUCUGUCAUGGUGGGCGGUGUGGGUUUUAAAAAUUAAGCUGCACCAAAGCCUCGGAAAUGUCGCGGCACACUGCCGAUGAAGCUCACGCAGCGGGACACUACCUGAGGGGUUCUUCUGUCUGUACCAUUUGUUCUUGUGUGUGUUGACUUUGUUGCAAAGCUGGAAUAAAAUGUCUGGCGUCAUGUA
Dermacentor albipictus is the source of this 1203-nucleotide messenger RNA. RefSeq names its product prenylated Rab acceptor protein 1-like. Gene Ontology annotation, cellular component: Golgi apparatus. Lineage: Eukaryota; Metazoa; Arthropoda; Arachnida; Ixodida; Ixodidae. The record is from RefSeq and is a predicted model, not a curated record.